Molecule: messenger RNA, 498 nt
Organism: Neodiprion fabricii
Lineage: Eukaryota; Metazoa; Arthropoda; Insecta; Hymenoptera; Diprionidae
Exons: 2
Coding region: 104-415 (103 amino acids)
Source: RefSeq, a predicted model, not a curated record
GGCGAGCAAGCAAGGUGGCUGUAAAAAGCACGAAAUCUCAAAUUGAGAAGCUGAAGCAAAUCUUCGACAGAGAGUUAGCCACAGACAGCAGUCGAGGGUCGAGAUGCAGAAGUACAUGGUGGCUGAAAGGGCCGAAGAACACACAUUGCUCCCCGUUGAACGAAUUCAAGAGCCCCAUCAGAGCAGCAGCUACAAGAGCCACCCUGUGAUGCCUUUUCUUAAAGCAGCCAGAAUGAACGUAAGACUCGUUAAGCAGCAGACCGCAUCUUUGGUGGUGGAACAGUACAUUGCGCAACAAAGAGAGGGAAAUGGGUCAUUUCUACCGAGAUUACAGUUUGACUGGCAGCGCGAUAAGCAGCAGAAGUAUUUGCAAAUACCAGGAAAUGUAACCAUAAUGGACGGGGUGGGCAGCUAGCAGAUAGCUAUACAUGUAUACCUAGCAGUAAGCAUAUAACCGGCUGCAACAUGUGAGGUUAUGGAAGUUGGGUGCCUCAGAAA